AUGAAUGACCUAGCCAAAGAACUCGCCUUAAUUGGCUCCACUACAUUCAACUACUCAUAUUGCAUCCUUGACUGUUCAUCUGCAACAUCUAUUGAUGAUAUCUUUAAUGAUGUUCUUACUCCGGAUGCACGCGCGAACUAUCACCCAUCGCGUCCAUGGCUGAACACUGAAACAUCAAGCAAACGUUCCUCAUAUAAGAGUCUUGGGGAUUAUAGCAAACCGCCAGCUCCAUCUUCACAUGCCAGCAGUAAUGUUGUCAAUAUUAUAGUCGCCAAAAACUUCAAUUUUGUGAAUGAUGAUAUCCAAAUGCAGAUGCUGCAGUUAAUGCGAUCAAGGGAGUUGGUCACUGAAACCGGGACCUUGAGCGCGCCUCAGGACUUUCUUUUCAUCCCUCUUGUGGCACGAGAUUCGGAUCAGCUCCAACCACCUUUGAAAUCACACAUGAAUGACAAUCUUCUCAUUUCUCAUUUCCACAGCCCGGAGGCUGGGUAUACCUAUCUUGAAGAGAAUGACUGGCUUUCGGAUGGACAAAUGUCCGCUUCCUCUGUUAUUCAUAAGUCGAAGGGCAAGCAAACGAAGAGUGGUACAGUCAGCCCGUUGAUGAUGGAUCAACUUCGAGAAGCAAGUGCAUCGGUGAGCACAAGCGCAGAAGUCGUUCGAUAUAUCCAAGAUAUCGUCGUAUUUCUGCGGCUCAGUCGCGCGGUUGCGGGUGGCGUAACUGCCAAUGCAAAUAUUCAAUUUUCUCGGUUUGCACAACUUCUAGCUCCUCUGCAUGGUAUCGAUUAUAUGACUCCCUCCAUCGUGGCGCUAGCCGCCAGGAAAGUCUUUCGGCACCGCAUUGUUGUCACUCCCCCCGGCGAGGAUCGUAGUUUGCAGUAUGGGAGUAACUUACAUGCGGUAUCCCACGUUCUCGCUGACGUGACGCCGGAUUCAAUACUGGAUGGCGUUCUGGCGCUCGAGCCGCCUCUAUGA
Molecule: messenger RNA, 972 nt
Organism: Penicillium griseofulvum
Lineage: Eukaryota; Fungi; Ascomycota; Eurotiomycetes; Eurotiales; Aspergillaceae
Exons: 7
Coding region: 1-972 (323 amino acids)
Source: RefSeq, a predicted model, not a curated record